This is a messenger RNA of Pseudo-nitzschia multistriata, 2714 nucleotides long. NCBI's taxonomy places the organism in Eukaryota, Bacillariophyta, Bacillariophyceae, Bacillariales, Bacillariaceae. The record is from the annotation of a GenBank genome assembly.
AUGUACUAAGUACCAUACCAUACGUUGGUUGUACGGUAGAAGUAUCUUUCGUUUUUUUCUUUUUUGGGUUCCCGAUCUUGAAGCCAACAUUCGAAAGACUUGGUGCGGUGCGUUCAUUUUGUGCUACACAUAGAUSGACAAACAUCAAAACGAACGAGCCUGUCCCCGUCUUGAAUCGCAAUCAUGGCCUUUCGUGGAAGGACGAGCGGUGGURUCUCUAGCUGUGGCAGUGGCAGCCACGGGACGAAAACCAAUCUCGACGAAGCUUCUCGGAUCCUUCCAAGACCCGAGCACAAUCGCGAACGGAGGCAAAAGCGCAAGCACACUUUUUGUGGUGUUCCCGUGUUUUUCUUUAUCGUUGCGGUGUGGCUGGAGCUCCAGUGGAACGCGAACACGCACACACACUGCGAGGGAUUUCCCAUUUCGGCGAGGGGGGCCCGGCGUUCCCACCACGGCCUAGUUGGUUCGAAGCCCAUGGGACGCUCGUGGUCUGGCCUCGGAGCAACAGCGACCGAACGCGACAACUCGUCCCACUCCAUCAGCAGCAUUCUCGACCCCGGGGGCGAAGGAAUCCCCGAAGGGUGUUCGACGAAAUCAACAACUUUUUCGCUGGCACUUUCGCCGACCAAACUCUCGAAACGAAAGCGUGCGUGGCGAUUUCUUUCGCAAACUCUCUUGGGUAGGAGCAAGCCGAGUGGGUUGGAAAACAAAGAAGCAGCAUCAACAACAACCACAACCACAACCGCGAGAACGGCCAGAACCCUGGAUUUUGCCUACGACUACGACAUCAUUGAAAUGGAGGCUCCUAUUCCUGCUACUGCCGCCUCGACUUCCAGCGGAGCACAAGAACCCACGACUACCGGAGUUCUUUUGGUUCACCCAAUCGGAGUGGGCAUUGGCAGGUGGUACUAUCAGCGAUUGGUGCGAUCGCUCCUCGCAAAACAAACAGGAUCGUCGAGCGGAACCACUUCCGGCAGCAACCACCAGCGCCAUCGAAUGGUCCUCGUGGUGGCCGAUUUGCUGGGGAGCGGGAGUGCCUGCAACGCCACCCUCUCGGAGGACGGAGUUGCUCCGUCAGAUCCUCCUAUUGUGGCGAACAAGUUUCCCUUGUUCAACAUAUCCGACUGGACCGAUCAGCUUGAGGACCUGAUGGGUACGAUAGAGAAGGAUCGCGGUCCCUCCAACGAGAUCGACCGGUGGUGCGUAGUCGCCAAUGGCGGGUGCUCCCCGAUCGCCCUGCAGCUCGCGGAACGGAGCCAGAGGCCGGGCUGGAACCACGCCGGGGUCGAGAACCUCGUCCUGUCGUCGGUCCCCCGGCUCCCAUUCUUUUUGGAAAACCCGGAAAACGAUCCCCAAAAAGUCGCAAAGUCCUACCGGACGCUGUCGGGGAUUCCCGGGUCGCUCUUUUGGUGGUACUCCUGCCGCAACGAGGGAGCCUUCAUCCAGUCCUUCAGCGAGAAGAACCUGAUCGCCGAUCCGUCCAACCUCGGCCCAUUCUGGCGGUCCAACUGCUACCGGACGGCCGUCUCCCACAACAAACGAGGAAGGUAUGCCACAUUUUCAUUCCUGGCGGGUACCCUCCAGGACGGAUGCCAGACGAGCCUGGAUGCGGUCCGUGGGACAUCCCUAAGGAUCGAUAUCAUCAAGGGAGCCGACACAAGACGCAACCGUGCAAAGAGCUGGUUUUGGCAGAAGAAAAAGAAGAAGAAGGACGCCGACACAACAGAAGAAUCCAGGCAGCUCAAUGCUGCAGAUUUUCCCAGCGCUGAUGCUGUAGCUGCAAAUGUCACUGAAACAGAGCAAAAAACCAAUAAGACCUUUCGUGAAUAUGUCGAACGAAACGGCAAUGGUGGCCGGGAAAUUGUCAUCGGGGGAAGAAUCAGCCUGGCGCAUGAAGAUCCGGACGGCUAUGCCGAUGCCGUUCUCGAAUUUCUGGAUUCGGAAAGCACGUAUGACGAAUAGUUGGAAACGAUUUCGAACCUGUUUUUACUAGCGACAACUAUGUUUUGUGCCACACAACAGUCCUGGCAAACACUGGGAAGAAUACACACGGUUGGUUCACUCUGGUGCGAUCUUAUCAGAAUUCAAACGAACGUCUUGCUGUUGGCCUCCUACACUACACAACUUUGCCAAGGCACAAGCCGGGUUUUCUUAAACAGUCCUUGCGUGAGGCCAAACGUAAAUCGUAGUUCAAAGCACUGGAGACAAAAAACGAGACCAGUUGUUCGUUGAGGUGGAAGGACAGACAGCAGUAACAAAGAUGCUGCAACGAGUAGGUAGUAAGGGUAUCUGUUAUGGAGUUCUCUAUUGGAUGAUGUAAUCCAUGACCACAUCAAUCGUGGGGUCUCGGAGUUACACAAGACUUAAAGCACCAAUUGUAAAAAGUAAUACUAGGGAUGAUGCCUUUUUCCAAAAGAGACAUAACACGGUGUAUCACCAUGCGACGAACUUGGGCUGCUGCUCCAAUACUUUUCGUCAGAAAAACAACGUACAAGAGCGGGUCACGACCUCCAAUCAAAAUGCGAAAGGCAUAUUGCAAUACUGCUAUUAGCACUAAUAGUUCCAAUGUCUUGUAGGAUUACUAAUACCGAUAGGUUACAGUACUUUGUUAUACCAAAAAGCAGGCGGACAGCUCGGGAUACCAAUAGUCCCUCUUGUUAAGGUCGUUGGCAAAAAUGAACGGAGCAUUAUCAAAAUUAAGAAUUAUCAUACCC